UUCCAAUUGUGCACCAACUGCUACCGCUGCAGCCAAGCGAGAAAAUUCACAGCUUAUCACGCCGCAUCGCGACCGUAGAAACGCGUUUUCUAAUUGUUUACACAGCUCAAAAUAUAAUUCUUUAUAUGCUAUAUAUAUUUAAUAAAGGUACGUGUACAAUGAAGUGUGUAAAUUUGCAAUAUUCUGCAUUGAUUUUGACUUAAAGGGCUGUUGUGUACACGCACGUACAAACAAAUUGUCAUUCAUAUGUGUAAUGCUACGCUGUCAACGUCUACGUUAACGUUAGCGUCGUCGUUGUUGUCAUUUUGUUUUCUUUCAAUACGGCUGUUUGGUAAACGAAGUCAACGUUAACGUUACAAAGCCAACGUCGCUGCCGCUGCUUUAGUUGACGUUGCUUUUGCAGUUGUCGUGCGUUUUCUCGCUUCUAUGGUUAGUUGUUUGGUGAAUGCAGCAGACGAAGGUGAAAAUUAAUUUUGUGUAAUAAGAAAAUAUAACUUUUGCAAGCCGUCUUCUGUGCAACCCACUAACGCUAAACACAACUGACAUACAUAGUUGUUUGUUAACAAAAUAGUUAAUAUUGGCAAAUCGAAUUCGUGUCGCUAACUACAAAUCGAGACUACUUUAGCUCACUUGCUUUUUGAAAGUUGCUCAUCUACUUAUUGAACGUGCUAGAAUUGCAGUGAAAGCGUAACAGCGUAAAAAAUAAAUUAGUGGAUUUAAAUGUAAUAACGAUAAAUCUACGCUGUGAAAUUUAUAACAUUGAGUGAUAGAAAAGUCGUCGGAAUUAAAACUCAUAUUUGCUAAUUUAAUGAAAUAGAUAUCUAAAAUUAUAAAAAAAAAUAUUUGGAUACGACUAUUCAAAUUUAUAAAUAUUAAAAACAAUCAGUCUAAUAAUAAAACAAUGUUAUCUGCCUGCCGACCACAAAGUAUGUUGCUGUAUUAGAUAAAAAUAUCAAAUUGGACUUUUUGAGAUUUUCAACAAAAUUCUUGAAGAUGUCAGUAGGGACAAUAUAGAUCUCAAUUGCUAUGAUGAUUUACUAAAUCCAACUUCAACGAACCAACCGGACGACGGACAGAAAUAGCGGACGAACGCCGACAAAAAUUGGACAAUUUGACAAACGAUUGCGACAAAUCGCAACUCAAAGUCCUCUCAGCUAAACUCCGCAACCAAACUCUGACAACGAGCUCCACUUAAUGUUACCUUAAGUACGAGCUUGUAUUUUAUGCAUCAUAACUGCGGCAAGUGUGUCUGACUUUUUGCAAACGUUAACGUGUCUGACACACCCCUACGCUGGCGGAUAGCUGCCGCGUGCUCGCGUACCACGCGUACAGGCCACGACACAAACUGAAAAAGGCGGCAUGUCGGAAAAAUGGCGUACACCGAAUUUAACUAGCGGAAAUGUACACGGACAGACACAGAAAGCAGCAGCAGCAACAGCAAUAAACACAACAAAAACAAGCAGUAGAUCAGUAGCUAAAUUACCGAAUAUGGCAAGCCAUCACCACCACUCCGCAUCCAACAGCAGCAGCGGCAGCCACACAGUGCCACACAUUGGCGCACCCACUUUGAUAUCGACGACACUGCAGCAAUUACCGCCGCCAACACCAACAGCGACACCGACAACACCCACUCCACAGUCCAUGGCUGGUGGAGAUGGGAAUGCCACCAGCAGCAGCAACUCUCAUUCACCGAACACCGCAAUGCUAGCGUCUGGCGCUGCCGGCAGUGACACCGAGUCCAACUCGACGGACUACAAUGCCGGUGCGGUUGGUGGAGGCGGUAUGAGUGGCGCUGUGGCGCAAUUAAACUUUCAUCUAUUGACGACGGAUGCCGGCACCGCUGGCGAUGGUAAUUCAAUAAUGAACUCAUCACAAAUAUCUGGCAACUCCAAUGAGUCCAUGCAGUUGUCCAGCAGUCCAGCCGCUGUGGGUGGUGCUGUGGCAAGCAUUGCUGGCAAAGCGGGCGGCGGCAAGCAUUUGACCGCACACAGUGUGGCAGGGAAAUCCUGUCGCUUUCCGAAACUCGAAGAAUGCGCACACUUUCACUAUGAACGCGUGCAAUUGGGCGCAUUUUCGGUGCGUCUGAUGGACGAUAAAUCCGAAUUGCUCAACAGCAGCAUAGCGUCACAAUCGAUUGGCGGCGAUAUUGCUGGCAGUCAACUGGGACAGGCGCUCAGCAACAGCGGCAACGGUCCAUCAUCCUACCGUUCGUUCUCGCCAGCGAAUUGUUGGUUCAUCGUGAAAGUUUUCCCGCACAGCUGUGAUCCGUUUCUAGUGAAACGUUCCUUUGACAACAUGCAGAUGUUGGACGAGAUGUUGCAUCGCUGCGUGUAUGAUCGCAAAAUUAGUGGUUUGAAAAAUUUAGAAGAAUUGGAUUUCAAGAGUGAAGAAGAUGUAGAGUAUGCGGUCGCAAAAUAUUUGGAGCGUUUCUCAAAAAUCGCUUCCGAUUCGUUAACCUGCGGCACUAUACUCACUUGGCUGCAGUUGGACAAUAAGGGACGUCGCUUACCGCUAGCCGAUGGCGAUACAAUGCGCACGAUUAAUACACCCGCAGUGGGUGCCGCGUACGGUGUGCGUCGCUAUCAGGCGCAAGCAUCCGAUGAGAUCUCCAUUGAGGUGGGUGAUAUGAUCUCAGUCAUUGAUAUGCCCAGUCCGGCUGAGUCCAUUUGGUGGCGUGGCAAGAAAUCGCAUUUACAAAAAUCACAAUACGAAGUUGGUUUCUUUCCGCAAGCGUGCGUGGCCACAAUCGGCGAUAAGGUGCCGCGUCAUUUCCCAAUGCCAGCGCCAUUAGUUGGGCAGUUGGAUGUCUCACCAACGAAGCCGGUAUUGCGUAAGCAUGGCAAACUCAUCGCAUUCUUUCGUUCGUUCAUCCUAUCGCGGCCAUCGCGACGUCGCCUUAAACAGAGCGGCAUUUACCGUGAACGUGUGUUCUCAUGUGAUUUGUCAGAGCAUUUACUCAAUAGCGGGCAGGAGAUACCGAUGGUAUUGAAGUGUUGCGCGGAAUUUAUCGAAGAGUAUGGCAUAGUCGAUGGUAUCUAUCGGCUUUCGGGCAUUACGUCGAACAUACAGAAGUUGCGGCGCGCCUUCGACGAGGAACGUAUACCAGAUUUGGGUAAUCCGGAGAUGAAACAAGACAUACACGCGGUUAGUUCGUUGCUGAAAAUGUACUUCCGCGAAUUGCCGAAUCCUUUGUGCACGUACCAGUUGUAUGACAACUUCGUGGAGGCCAUACAAGAGAAGAGCGAGUCCAACGAACGAUUGAGGCUGAUGAAAGAAACUGUACUGAAGUUGCCACCACCACAUUAUCGCACAUUGAAAUACUUGGCAGAGCAUCUAAAUCGCAUCUCACAGCACUCUGCACGCACCAGCAUGAAUGACAAGAAUCUCGCUAUCGUCUGGGCUCCAAAUCUACUGCGCUCACCGGCACUCGAGUCGGGUGGUGUGGCCGCUCUACGCGGUGUUGGCGUACAAGCUGUCGUCACUGAGUACCUGAUACGUAAUUGUCACAAUAUUUUCGACGCAUUCGAUGAUAUGAAUGUGCGUCUCAGCUACAUUGCUACAGCGGGAGCUGCACAAACCAAUGAGACUCGUCUCGAUUCGUUAACCGAUUGUGAGAGCUUGCUGGUAGAACAGCGUGAACACGAUCAAUCGCUCACCUAUAUGGAGCGUCCGAAGAGUCUUAGCACCGGCGGUCCUAAGUUGAUUAGCUUGGAGGAAGCACAGGAGCGUCACUCACGUAUCGAUGGACUCGAUAUGAAGACUACGAUGCCCAUAAAUAUGGUCUCUAGCAAUGCGGCCAAUAUAGGUUCAUACAUUGAGGUGGGCGGUGGACCAUCUAGUUUACCCGAUAAAUAUCACACAGUGUUGUCGGUGCCACGCAGCUGGCAGAAGCGGAAAACACAUUCAUGGAAAUCGCUUUUCACACGUAAUCAACGACCAAUCAGCAAUGGCGCACAUGAUUUGAAGACUGGCACCGCGGCAGCUGCAGUUGCUACUAGUGAUGUGGCACCAGCGCGUCAGAAGGAUGGCAGCAACACGCAAGUCACCUUUGCGGAAGCCGACUUGAUAAUCACAAACUCCGGUAAAGUGGGUAAAGCUUUGCACAAGCAAGAGAAACCGAAAUCGAUUGAACUAUUCGAUACGAGCAUUCGACGAGACGAGGUAGCCGGUAAACCGAUGGAAGUGUGUGUACGUUCGAACUCCAUCGACAGUCUGCGUACUGCUGGACACUCACGUUCGGUUUCGCAUGAUUCCUACUUUGAUUUGUUGCAGUCACCACAACGUGGACAUGUUACGACUUGUCCGUCGCGCGAGCUCUCCGAGCUGGGUUUGAAUUUCGAUCGUGAAGAACCUGAGAUGCGCAUCUUCUCCGAGAGUGAGUCGCUGGUGAGCUCACCACGCGUCGGCAAAGAGAAUAUACCACCAUCGUCGGGCGCAGCUUCACGUCGCAUACUGCGCGCGCGUCCCGAGGAGUUUUCCAGUCAGACAAAUAGCGUUAAUCCGAGUCCCAAAAAGCAGCCACGUCUCAAUUUGCACCUUUCGCCAAGCGCAGCCUCCGCGCUUGCGAAUAAUUGGCCACAACAAGGUGGCGGCGGCGGUGCUGCAGGUGUGCCAACCGGCGCAGUGCUAGACGCGGCCGGCCAUGAGUGUCAUGAACAGCACGUACAUCUCUCUAGCGACGAAAGCUGUUGCAAACGUUACAAGCUCGAGGAUCAGCUGUCCGAUAUACAAUUCAUCGACUGCAGCACACCUGAGCAUACCAUAGCCAAUGCUCAGACACUUUAUGCAAGCGUGCAGGUACAUGCGCCACCCAAAUCAGCGCUCUCCAAGAACUCGCUGUACAGCUCCACGGAGAGCACAAAUAAAACGCAAGAUGCCGUUAGCGCUAAGGCGGCACAAUUUGAAAAGAAGUAUGGCAUUGCUGCAAAAGGCGGUGAAAAGAAAUCAAGCGCAGGCGCAGCAGCAGCUGCCGCAGCCGGUGGCAGCAUUAUAAGCACGCGCUACAGUUACCCCACCGUGCAGUUAGGUGCUAAGCGUAAGGAUCAAGAUUCAUUCAAAGAACGCUUCAGUUAUCCCGGCUCGGGUGUGAGCAAUGAACGUCGCUUCUCGGCUAAAGAUGGCGCGGCGCGCAUGCAAUUCGAGGAUGAGCUGUGCGCCAAGCGUGAGCUGGAGAGCAUUACCCAAGUACCUUAUGGCAGAAACACAAACUACAACAAUCAUACACACGCGCCCAAGAAUCUACCCGAUUUGAUGCGUCCGAAGAAUCGCAACAGCUACUGCAAUGCCAAUGAGGCGCUGAAUACAAUGCUAUUACGCAACAGCUCCAAUGAAAUAACCAAAAAUGCCAAAUCCGAUAUGGAACGUUCGAAAAUUUCCGUUACACCUUCCUCACCAAUGCAGAGUCCACGCUACUCGUUGUUGGUGGGCGAGACCAGUUCCGAAAAUAGUUCGGCUGUCAAUACGCCACAAUAUGAUUUGGAACCGCUAAUGGCUACCUCCGCAAUGUCGGGUUUGUCGCAACUUUCGGGCGCUUCCUCACACCAACAACAGCAACCAUUGCUGUUGGGCGUCGACGCCGGCAGUUGUUUGGGCACUUCACAUGAGAGUCUCGGCAGCAAUUUCACAUCACACUCGAACAUCACGAAUGCCUCGCAUCCCGAACGCCGUGACAUGCACGCGCUCAAACGCGAGCUCUCACUCGACCUACAACCGCUGACCGCCAAGAUGACCGUCGACGGUGUAGAUGGUGUUGGCAAUGGUGGCGCUGGACAUGCGUCCACACUGCCUUACAACAGACAGCGAGAAUUAGCACAACUCAUUCCUUCGCCGAAUAAUUCGAACUUCACAGACAAUACUAGUCAAUCGGUGACGCCCAGCGAAUUCGGCUAUCAGAAUUUGCAACGUCAAUCGAGCAUGCAUUCUUUGAUUGAGACCGAAGCGGAGUCACCGGCAUAUGAAGAAUACGAGAAUACGCCGAGCAACAUGGCCUCGCCGUUGUUGGGCGCACAAAAGCCACCACCGGUAGGCGGCCCCACAAGUCCGAUACGCGCGACAAUUAGCAUUACGUAUAACAUGCGUAGUCCACGUGAGGAAUUGCCGAGCAAAGGUUAUGCUGUGUUGCGCGACAAGACGAAAGCUGUCGCCAAGGGACCGCUGCUGGAGACAAGCUUCGAUGAGAAUACCGUAUAUGAGCAGGUGAGAUUCUUUAGAAAUUCGGUAACCGAGGUGAAUCAGCUGUUAAACGAUGAGCGUAAAAGCGCUGUGACGCUUGAGUGUCUGAAGGAGACCAAUGAGAAUGAUAUGCAGGACUUCAGUGCAUACGAAAAUGUGCCGCUCUUAAAUGAGCAGCAAACAAGCAAGCAUGUUGCAUUAAAGAACUGUGUAACAGAUGCGCCGAUGUGCGGCGAUAAAAAUCUGUUAGACAGUUUGGAAGGCAGCACCGAACAUGAAGAUGAGGGACUGCUCUACGAGAAUGUGGAAUUGCGCAAACCGAAAAGUGUUUAUGAAAAUCUGUUGGGUGAACAAUUGAAAGGCACUUCAGUAAGAGAAACUGAUGCAUCCGACAAAUUAGAGUUGGACAGCUUGGAUAGCAUUAAAACCGAUACAGAUAUUGUGAAAGGCGAAUGUGUGGAGCUAGCUAAUGUCAAUGCGCAAGCGCUUGAACUCGAACCGCCGCUUAGCGCUGGUAUUGUCGAGAAUUCAGCGCGUAAGUCGCCUUCGAACUUCAGCGUCAAAGAGCUGGCCACGAAGUUCGAGAGUUCGCCCGUCGAACAACUGCCUGCAUUCGACUUCAGCUUCCGCAGUUCCAUUAAGAAGCACACAGGUGUUGUGAAUGCCGAACUGAAAGUAUCGCAAACCAGUCUUAACUCGAAUGCCGAGCAGACGGCAACAAAGGAGACCGCCAAUCCCAAACAGAAGCUUACAAAAUCACAACAAAUAACGCGUUCACUGGACGAGAAUGCAUUUGUGCGCGAAUUUGGCGCCAAGCAUUUGCAAGAGCUGAACACGCGCAGCUCACAACAGCUGCCCGAACUGGCUGAGGUAACGAAUCGACGCAAAAGUUUCGACUUUACGCGCCCGAAAACAUUAAAUCCGCCAAAGCGUUUGCCCGGCAUACCAAUCACUGAAGAGAUUUGUUUGUCGAAGAACGAGAAGGCCGCGUCGCCAGCAGCGCUGAAGCUGGAGAAGAGUCACAAUCAUGCGGCACUGGAAAACGAUUAUGAGACAGCUGAGCUGAAGAUCACGCCCACCACAGAGAAUCGCAUCUCACUCAUACAAAAUAAUGUCAACUCAACAGCGCAGCAAGCAGCGGCCGCUGGUAAUGCAACUGCCGCCGCUAUUAACGCUAGCGCUAGCGAUUUGAGCAAUUCAAAUUUGAAUUUAUCGACCAGCAGCCUGAAAGUGCUGUCCGGCGUAAAGCUCGACCGCGAACGCAUCGAUCGUAUCAAAGAGGAACGUCGUCAGCAAUUGACACAAAAGUAUCGCGGCGAUACGACGAACUUCAAGUCGCGUUCGAAAACAGAUCUGCACACGCCCUCGCAUAAGGACGAUGACAAAUUCAAUGCGACCGAAUCGUUGCGCGUGAAAUCGAAGUCACGCGGCGACAUGCGCGCACUGCAGCAAGAGAAUGAAAAUGUUAAGGAGCUGCUGGGACGCGCACGCUUGCUGGCUGGCUCAGAGAGCACUUUGCAUGCGCCACGCGUGCGCAGCAUAUCCGAUGAGAAAAAUCAAAAUUGUGAUGCGAAUACAACAACAACAACAACAACGCCGUCAAAUGCAGCUAGCAACAACUGCAAUUCGAAUGCGAAUGCUGCUAACAACAGCAGCGUGUCCGCCACAACAAAAGAGGUCACAAUCAAUACAACAUCUUCUGCAGGUAAUGUAAACUACGCGAAGAAGCCACCCGUCGCACAAGAAGAGUUCUCGGCACGCGCUACUGUACAGAAAUUCGAGCGAAAAAGUUUUGAGUUCGCCAAUGGCAUAGCGGCGCCAAUAGCUUCAUCGACUGCAGCGCGGGAACGCAAUUGCCGGAGUGAGGGUACUAGUGGCAGUGUUGGUAAUGGCGCGAGCGGUAUCGGCAGUGUGGCAGCCUUGUCGACCAGUCGACAGAGCUUGACAUCAACCCGUGAGAAAAUCUCACCACAAUUCUCCAUACGUGAUAUGACGGCGAUGUUCGAGUCACGCUCGCAAAAUUCUUAAUACGAGUAAAUGUAUUUUGAAAAUAUAUUGGAAGCUGCAAAAAUGUUUGUAUUUAUACACAGAAAUAAAGCAUAACUGUACAAUUGCACUACAUAUUAGCAGCAAGUGGACAGACAGAAGACUUACACUACCACAUUACAUAUACAUACAUGCAUGUAGUGAAGCAUACAAGAAUAAAAUGGCAUUUUAUGCUUAUAAAUAUAAAUAAAAAGUAUAUAUACAAACAAAACUUAAUAAAUAUAAAUAUAUAUAUAUAUAUAUAUAUGUAUACGUGUGCAUAUGUAUAUUGUGGGAAAUAAUAAUUGUAAAAUAAAACAAAAUAAAAUAAUUGUAUUUUUACAUUAUGACUAAUGCAGCAAAAAAUGUGUAAAACAAAAAACAUACACGUGUAAAAUUUACAGUUAAAUACAUAAAAAAAAAUAAAACAUUUAUAACACAUUUCUUUCUAGCCAAAUUUACGAUGACAAAGCUACAAAAUUAAAUUAACCUAAAAAUUUAAAUGAAAAAAAAUUAAGAAAAUUUUCGAAACCUAUAAAAAAACAAAAUAUUUGCUAUAUUAUAAAUAUUAUAAAUAUAAAACUUGACAUUUACUAUGUACUAAAUUAAUAUAAAACAUUGUAUGCAAUUUUUUUUAAAUUCUAAUUAAUUGAAAUUUUUGUUUUACAACUAUUUAACUAAGAAACAUGAAAUACAAUUUUAUGAAAAAAAGAACAACAAAAACUUUAAAUAAAUUUAAUUUAUAACUAUUAAAAACUUGUGUAUGUAUGUUUAUUAUAUGAUUUGAAACAAUUAUUGUUUUUUAUUUUUUUUUUAAUAUGCUAACUAUUAAAAUUAUAUCCAAAGAAACCAAUAAGACAUUGAAUGAUGAUGAUAAGAAAUUAAUGCAUUUUGUGUAAAAGUAGGCAAUAAUGCGCUGGUGUGGCAAUGUAAGAAUUGUAUGCAGUUUAAAUGAAGAUAAUGAGACAUAGUAGGCAUUAUGAUAUAUACAUACAUACAUAAUAUAUACUAUAUACAUAAUUAUUAGUUGUGUUAAAUUAUUUUUAAAAUAUGGAAAUUAAGUUAAGCAUUAAUUUUACUUUUUUUUAUAUAUGUAAAAAUGCAAAAUGCAAAAUGUGUAAUGAAUGCUUGCAAAAAAAAAGAAAAUAAAAUAAAAAAUAUAAAUAUAUAAUGUGCAACAAAAAUUGUAAUUUAAGUUUUGAAAGUGAACAUUUUUGCGAAUUUGAAUUAUAAAUAAAUAUAAAUUAUAUAAGUAUGAAAGUCUACUGAGCAACUGGUGUUUACUGUAGUUACGCGCAUAUGAGUAUAAAUAAAUAAUAAAAACAUACAUAUAUACAAAUACAAAAAAUAUGAGUUAGAAACACUUACCCGUUUACAUUGAAAUAAUAUUUUCGAGCUGAAAAAGAAAUUUAAAAAAUUAUAAAUAAAUUAUUAUAUUAAAAAAAAAAAGAAAAAUUCUACUCAAUAAUGUGUGUUUUUGCAAAUUCGAUUGGCGCUAUGGUGAAAAAUUUUGCGAUCAAAAUAUAAAAAGGUUAACAAAAAAAAAAAAAAAAUUUUAAUUUAAAAUUUUUUUUUAAUUUAAAAUUUUUUUUUAAUUUAAAAUUUUUUUUUUUAAUAAAAAAAUCAAAUUUUUUUUUUAAUAAAAAAAUUAAAAUUUUAAUAUUUAUUUUUUUUUUUUACACAUUCAAACUAAAUUACUUCUCUUUUUCUCAUAUAAAAUUGAGUUAUAUAUUUUUUUAAUUAAAAAAACACCACUCCUAAAUAUAAUAAGUGAAAACUUGUCAAAAGAAGAAAGAAAGGCAAUUUUCAAGAAAGAAAAUACUAAAAUGCAAGGGAGCACUGGAAUAUCCAUACAAUAUAUUGAACAAAUUGAUCUCUGAAUGAAUCACUGACACAAGGAAAAAUCUUUGAAAUUAAAUAUUUACGAAAAUUCUCUAAAAUUUUUCAAAAAGUGAUCUGAAAAUUUUCAUUUAAUCAUUUUCGGUAACUAAAAGAAAAAAUAUAAUUUUUUUUUAAUUCGAAAUAAUUUGAUAAAAAAGAUUUUUUUUUUUUUGCAUAAAAAUACUACUCACAGGCGCCAACUAUUACCCACAAGACAACCCCCGCAUAAAAAAAAAACGCAGCGCAAACUGCUUAGAAACACACCACUACAGUGCAUUACAAAGGUAUGCAUAUAAUUUUAUAAAUAAAAUUAAAAUAUGAAAUAUUAUAUAUGAGUUGCAUUUACGCAAAAAAUUUAAGCUUAAAAGGAAUAUAAAAUAUAGAAAUGCAGACAUAUACAUGCAUACAUAUGUAUGUUGUAUUUGUAUUAUGUAUGACUUCUGUUAAGACACUUAACGUUACGGCCUGCUGUUAAGACACUUAUUUUGUAAGUUAUUUCUCUUUUUAUUUUCUUGCUAUUUCAAUUGAUUUUGUUGUUAAUAAUUGAUGCGUUUGUAUGUAUAGCAUUUUAAUAUACUAUAUUUAUUUCUAAAAAUCUAAAAAAAUACGCCUAUAACUAGACACACAAUUACGUUGAAAGCGUUAUGUAAUAAGUUCACAAGUUUUUUGUAUUUAAUUUAUUUUUAAGCUGACAAUAUCACAAAAUAUAUGCUUACAUACAUAUAUAAUACAGUUUUACACAAAAACA
Molecule: messenger RNA, 10825 nt
Organism: Zeugodacus cucurbitae (melon fly)
Lineage: Eukaryota; Metazoa; Arthropoda; Insecta; Diptera; Tephritidae
Gene: CdGAPr
Product: GTPase-activating protein CdGAPr
Exons: 10
Coding region: 1360-8199 (2279 amino acids)
Biological process (GO): small GTPase-mediated signal transduction
Molecular function (GO): protein binding; GTPase activator activity
Source: RefSeq, a predicted model, not a curated record